AUCCUCCAGCCGGUGAUGCACUCAGACGGUACCGGUGACGUGCCGAUGUUGUGUACCGGCAGGCUCGAGCCAGUGGUGCAUCGACUGUGGAACCGGUCAGUCUGGCUUCACCUGGCCCGUACAAGGAUGGCUGCGGUAAAGUUUGGCACAGUGAUCUACGUUGCGACUUCUGUGCUGGGAUUAGCAUCAGGCGAAGUAUCAUCCUCAACUCUCUAUCACAUGGAACCAUACACUAAACUGCACCCGGGGAGACACGUCUGCACCAUGGACAAACAGGUGAGCCAGCCAUCAGUCAAGAGAUUUGAGGCUUACCGCAAGCCCACAUACCAGAGCUAUGCCCACAGGUGCCAUAACAAAAUCUGCCGUGGAGUCAGGGUAGUCUAUGAAACAGCUUAUCGAGAUGUCUCGGAGAGUAGAAUUCGGAGGGAGCCGUCAUACCAUUGCUGUCCUGGCUGGUCCCAACAGCCAAAGUCUAGCCUGGGCUGCAACACUCCGGUUUGCAGCAAGCCUUGUCUCAACUCUGGAACUUGCUCCCAUCCUGAUCUGUGCACCUGUCUACCUGGCUUCACUGGCCAGUGGUGUGAGAAUGACAUAGAUGAAUGCUUACAUAAGAGCCCAUGCCCCCAUAUUUGCAGCAACACUGCAGGUAGCUACAAGUGUAGCUGUAGAACAGGCUACAGGUUGGCCCCAGACCUGCACUCCUGCUACAGGAAAGGAAGAAAUAAAACACUGGAUGGAAAGUUUGAUGUGGAAAUUCUUGCAAGAAAACUCUCAAGGUUAGAAAAGAGAUUUAAAAAAUCAUCCAAGUACGAGCUUCAAACAGAACUGUCAGAAAACCCAUCCAAUGAUGAGUUGCAGGCUUCACUCGAUACACUCCACAAAAGAUUUGAGACUAUGAACCGGUACCAACAAGAGAAAUGGACCAGACUGGAGCUGGAACUGGAGAAGCUGCAACCGUUGUGUGGUAGACUGGACAACCUGGAGAGGCGGAUGGACCAGUGUCUCUGUAGAUGUAAGGAUCACACAAUCUCAAGAAUCUUCCCUUAGGUCUGCCACUGCCUCCUACGUGAUCUCCUGGUGCCAUACACUGCCAUCUUGUCUUGUGCAUUUGACAUGUUUACCAAGAAGAAUAGAAAAACAUGUUUGUGUUGACUAGAGUAGGAAUAGUUGAGAAAAAAUAAUUGUGAUGUAAUUUAUUUUAAAUAAAAUUUUUGUACUAGUUA
Molecule: messenger RNA, 1223 nt
Organism: Homalodisca vitripennis (glassy-winged sharpshooter)
Lineage: Eukaryota; Metazoa; Arthropoda; Insecta; Hemiptera; Cicadellidae
Gene: slow
Product: epidermal growth factor-like protein 8
Exons: 10
Coding region: 16-1047 (343 amino acids)
Biological process (GO): anatomical structure development
Cellular component (GO): cell surface; extracellular region
Molecular function (GO): calcium ion binding; signaling receptor binding
Source: RefSeq, a predicted model, not a curated record